AUCGGCCUCUACAAAACGCUCAUCAAAUGCACGAAAUAUGUCGAGGCGGAAAAACUGUCGGAGAGAUGUAUGAAAAUAGAUCCUGGACAUUAUAAAGUCCGGCAGAUGCGGAUGGAAGCGCUUUUCGAGAUCGGUGAGUUCGGUCACAGUCUGGUUCACGCCUACGAGGGCUUGCGGCGGCACGGGAUGACCUUUGAACACGGUGUCUAUCAGGCAAAUGAGACCAUCGAAGAUUGCAUCGGCCGGAACACGUCGCCCGUCGCUCUGCUGCUGCUCUACCCGUGGAUACGACAUUUAUGGGCGCACCGUAAACUUCUAAUGGGCAAGCUCGAGGUGGAGGAGGACGAGCUCGCAGGUGUAGGACUCGCGGAGCGUGAGAUAAGAUUCAAGGUGAACGAUCCCGAGGUGCAGCGGCAGGCGCGAAUGAAAAGACUGCAGCGCGUCAUAGAGAGAAUAGAUAUGGGUUACCUGACGAUCGAUAAGGAUUUCCUCGAGGAGAUCGUGAGCCGCCCGGAGAUCGUGGCCUCGCCGAGCAAGAAGUCGGUUACCGAGCUGCUCGCCCUCGCGAGUACGUGCUAUCGCAACGCGACGUACUUGCAGGAACUUCUGCGUAUGAGACGGCCGCUCUACGUUAUCCUGUUCAAACGACGUGAGAUUCCGAGGGGGCGCAAAAUGAUGAUGGAGCGAGAACGAAAAUUGCGCAGAAACAUCGUCGUUAUAAAGGCGGAUUUUCUCCUGCGUCGCUUGCAAGCCGCGAGGAUCAACAGGGACUAUGCUACUUUCUUCAAGCUUGUUGAUCUUAUCAAGACCAGAUUCGACUCGUAUUCGGAUAAGAUGUUUCCGUUGAAACAAAAGUGUCUAAAUGCGCUGUACAAAACGGUAGCGCAGGUUUACAUCGACACGCGUAAUUUGACGUGUCUGGACAGUGAGGAAAUGAAGACGAGAUAUGUGAAGCAUCUCCUAGGAAUACGAGUUGCAACGCUGCCUCGAGACAGAGAUAUCGCGUGGAUGCCGACUGUAAACCCAAAGGAGACGUUGAAGAUGUUUCGUAGGAGAUUAGCCAUGGCAUCCACGCCCCUCGAGCUUGCCUGGCUGCAGCAUGAAUUUUGCAAAUUUCUCAUCGAUAUACGUCGCUUCGAUUUGGCUAGAUUUUACGCCAAAAAGGGACAGGACAUGGCGCAGGAGGCAAACUGUGAUCAAUGGGUCCUGAACAUCAAUCAUCUGAUGCUGCGAAUUGAGAUCUAUCAGAAUAACCGGAGUGAGGCGAGAGAUAUCGUGAAUCUAGCGCUCGCGCACGUCAGAAAGCUCAAUAUCGAUUAUCUGGUAAAAAUAAAAUCCACAAUUUUGCGGAAUAACAUUCGUAACUGCGUCGCCAUUUUGCGGUCAAAUUCAUUCAUUCUCCACAAUGACAAUGCGCUUAAUUCAAGGGCCGCUCUCAUAACGUAUCCGCAGAUAGAUUUUUAUCAAAGGGCCCUAGAGGUCGUGGACGAGCUGGAUGUGGAGCGUAGCGGCGACAUUGACGACAUCGCCGUCAGACAGCAGCUCAUCCUCGAGCUGAUGCCGAAGGAGAUGAAGGGGGAGGUGGAUUUUCUGUGGCGGCGAAUGGACGUCGUGCCCGCCGAGAGGCGACUCUCCGUCAUGCCGGGCUGCAAGCCGAUCGAUCGAAAGUUCAAAAUACCCUCCGCGCGAAGGACCAUAUUACCCAGCCCGCCGAAGGACCCGGAGAGAGACGCCAGAAUCGCUUUGUUAAAGCAGUACGCCCCGCCGCGCAGGCGACCAGGUUUCGUGAAUUUUCAAGAGUUCGAAUAA
Pogonomyrmex barbatus (red harvester ant) is the source of this 1809-nucleotide messenger RNA. RefSeq lists its product as uncharacterized. NCBI's taxonomy places the organism in Eukaryota, Metazoa, Arthropoda, Insecta, Hymenoptera, Formicidae. Gene Ontology annotation, molecular function: protein binding. The record is from RefSeq and is a predicted model, not a curated record.